AUGCCUAGAAAGCAUUUGGGCUCACCAGAGCAGCCCAGCUUCGAGCUGCCGUCUUUGCCGCCAUGGAGAACGCCCAAAAUAAAGAUAUUGCAUCACACACCUUCAAAAGGCCGAUCGUUGUUAGACGAUCGGGAUAUCUUUGAAUCACCGAGAAACGCCAUAGAGGAUGCUGCUGCGUCAAGUCACCAACGGCGGGCCAAAGAUCCAGAAGUUUAUGACUUUACACCAUUUUGUGACAAAAAGCUGCUGGCAGCCAGUAAACUCGACAACAUGCUUAGUUCAGAAAGCGCUACGCAUUGUCUGGUAUUUCACAAGGACAAACAUAGGGCUUUAGAGACCGCUGGUAAGAAAAAAUUCAGGCCGGACCUGGAUUUGUGGUGUUGUGACAGCUCUGAGGACGAGCAAGAAGAAGAAAAAGAAGAAGAAGAAGAAGAAGGUGAAUCGUCUUCUUUGGUGGACAAUUCUUGUAACACUCACCUCAAUAAGAAGAGCACCAGAGAUCAUUACAGGCAGCAGCAGCACCACCAAUAUUCUUUCUCCACAGCGCAGCAUCUAUUGCACCCCAACGUUCGCUCUCGAUUUGACACCGGUGUGUCUGCUGAAAAGAGCACAUUGCGACAGUUUUGGAAUGGUUCAGAUGCGGUGGAAGCGUUGGAACGAAGUCAGCUGCACGACAUCCACUCGCUCCUGCUUCAAGAACAAGACCUAAUUAACAAACACCAGCGUCAAAUCCAGCAAAACGAGCCUGUCUUACCAGAGACCGAGCCGGAUUUCUACAGAUGGCUACGCAAGUAUUGUCAAAACGUUUCAGAUAGAGACUCAUGGGUUUGGACACCGCAAUUGGAUAUCUUUGGUGGUCCUGGUGGUCCUAGUGCUGGUAGUGCGAAUUAUGUGACGCCCGAUUACGUCAGCACCGACGUAUCCUCCAACACGUGA
Messenger RNA from Lachancea lanzarotensis, 936 nucleotides. RefSeq names its product LALA0S07e05578g1_1 (gene APC9). Bases 1 to 936 code for a protein of 311 amino acids. The record is from RefSeq and is a predicted model, not a curated record. Gene Ontology annotation, cellular component: anaphase-promoting complex. Lineage: Eukaryota; Fungi; Ascomycota; Saccharomycetes; Saccharomycetales; Saccharomycetaceae. The transcript has a single exon.